UUAACCAGAAAAUCUUCCCGCCACACAAAAAAGCGGUUGCACCUUGGUAGUUGAUACUCUCCAGUUGUCAAAUCUCUCAGCUUCUUCUAAGGGUCUCAAAGCCAUGGCCCUAAUCUCCACACAAACCCUAACCCUGAAAUCCCCUCUUAACCUUUCUCUUCCUUCUCAUCCAUCUUCCCAAUCUUUCUCACUCUCACCAUCCACUCCUCACUCCUCACCACCAACAGCACGGUUUAGUGCUAGACGACUUGGCCUUUCCAGAGCCACCACAUCCUCUGCUUUGGAUUUCAGCCCCAGCAUCGGUGAGGUCCUCGGUGAAGUUGGUAUCUUCACCGCUGCUGGUGAUCCCGUCCGGUUCAACGAUCUAUUGGAUCAAAACGAGGGGAUAGUUGUUGUUGCGCUAUUGAGGCACUUUGGAUGCGUUUGCUGUUGGGAACUUGCUUCAGCUCUAAAAGAAUCAAAAGCUAGAUUUGACUCAGCUGGUGUGAAACUAAUCGCGGUCGGUGUUGGCACUCCUGAUAAAGCUCGCAUCCUUGCAGAACGGUUACCAUUUCCCAUGGAUUCCCUUUAUGCCGAUCCUGAUCGUAAGGCAUAUGAUGUUUUGGGCUUAUACUUUGGAUUGGGUCGAACAUUCUUCAAUCCAGCUAGUGCAAAGGUGUUCUCAAGAAUUGAGGCCCUGCAGAAAGCUUUAAAGAACUAUACGAUUAAAGCCACUCCAGAUGAUAUAAAUAGUGUGUUACAACAGGGUGGGAUGUUCGUCUUCAAAGGGAAGCAGUUAUUGUAUGCUCGGAAAGACGAAGGGACAGGUGAUCAUGCCCCAUUAGAUGAUAUCUUUGAUGUUUGUUGCAAAGUUCCUGUCUCUUGAAACUGUAUCAUCGAUCUAUAGAUUUUUCAGGGGUUUGAUAUUGAAAUUUGACCCAACCUUUCAUUAUUGUAGUAAGAAAACCUAUAUGUAUAGCUGAUCUUCAUUGUAUGUUUGAAUGUAUAUACAGCAUGUUUAUUUAUUUGCAUUGGCAAGCUUGAAAGAGAAAAUUCUUCAUACGAAAUGGAGUAUAUUAGUGCCAGGAUGAUUUGUACAUUUGAGCAAAUAAUAGAAGUAUAUAGCUGAAUUUACCGA
This is a messenger RNA of Rosa chinensis, 1117 nucleotides long. Its product is annotated as thioredoxin-like protein AAED1, chloroplastic. Lineage: Eukaryota; Viridiplantae; Streptophyta; Magnoliopsida; Rosales; Rosaceae. Bases 104 to 865 code for a protein of 253 amino acids. Gene Ontology annotation, molecular function: antioxidant activity. The record is from RefSeq and is a predicted model, not a curated record. The transcript is spliced from 7 exons.